UUGACACCGGUGCUGAGUGGCCCACUGAGCCCAAUCUCUAACGGAGAAUAGGAGUAUCGCCCCGGCGGACAGUUGCGGCAGCCUUCUGGCUUGGAUAUUUUUCAUUUUUUCUGGAUUUAUACAUCACAGAUAAAUUCCGGGAUGCCUUCAAAUCAAAAUGUUCAAGGAGGGAAAGCCUUCGGUCUGUUGAAGGAGCAGCAAAGGCAGAAAUUGGAAGAGAUAAACAAGGAAUACCUGGAAGACCAGAAAUACAGGGAUGAAGAAGACCUUCCAGAGAAAUUGGAAAGCCUCAAAAAUAAAUAUGCUGAGUUUGACCUGAAUGACCAAGGAGAGAUUGAUAUGAUGGGUCUGAAGCGAAUGAUGGAGAAGCUGGGGGUGCCCAAGACCCACUUGGAACUGAAAAAAAUGAUUGUUGAGGUGACGGGUGGCAGCAGCAACACUAUCAACUACAGGGACUUCGUCAAGAUGAUGCUGGGCAAGCGUUCAGCUGUGCUCAAACUAGUCUUGAUCUUUGAAGACAAAGCCAACGGCUCUCCCUGCAAGCCAGAAGGACCCCCUCCAAAGCGGGACAUUGCUAGCCUGCCUUAAGUGUGGAUGUCAGCCUCCGCACUGCUAGUAGAGCAGAGGGACCAUCAGUGGCUGCCUGGGAUUGAACCAUUUUUUUAACAUGUGGAGUGUUGGUGUUAGUGCGGGACCAGUGAUUGAGGAUGUUAUUUUGUGAAUUUACAGUGUGUGCAAGGUGUCUGUUAUUUGGAAGACUGAGACCACAACUCACUAAAUGAUGUUUGACUGUGAAUAUUAUUAUUCAUCCUUCCUUAAUUAAAAUGUAGCAUUGAUAGUUGUACAUGUAAUCUGCUUGAUAAAUUUUGUAGUAAGUGUUUCAUGGUUAUAUUUUAAGGGAAGACUCAAAAUCCCCCCCCCCCUUCCUUGUUUCUUUGUUUUAUUUUUGGGACGCAUUAAUUUUAACAAUGUGAGAGUGGGAGAAGCACAAGGAAAAGAAGCAGUUCUUCCAACACAUUUUUGCACUGUCCUCAGUGGUCUUGCAUGGGAUUCCUGCCAGGCUAAUCUUGGUCAGCGUCUUGCUUUAGAUCAGGUGCCAGAGAUUACAGGCCCAGCCCAUUUCCUCUGGGUCAAACUCAUCGGACUUGGGGCCAAAAUACUGAUCUGGAAUCGGUAACUAGAUUAACAUGGCCGCCUCAUGAUCUGAAAAAACAUUUUUGUAGAUGCGUACUGAAUAUUUACUCACUAGCUGAGAGGAGAAUAAGAGAUCAUGUUGACCAUGGGACUUUCAGCUUCAGUAUGUGGCUUGAGGAACAGUAAAUCUCACUUAUAGAUCUGUAAGGUUAAGCACAUGUUAAGUUUGGAAGGAGUGUGAUUUACAGGCACACAAGCGGAACAAAUGUACAUAAUAUACCACACGCAGUACAAUCAUAUUCUUUCCAAGUGCCUCAACAUGCAGAUACUGUAGAGCUUAAACACAGAUUUAAAAAGGAGGGGGUUCACACAGGUGUUCAGUUCAAGCAGUCUUCUUAGCUUACUAAUUCCAGAAAAUCAUGAAAUUAUGUUCUUUGGUAAGACAGUUGUUUGUUGAAUUAUAUUGAUAUGGUGUUUAUUAUUGGUUUCCACAACAUUCUGAGUGAGUGAAGUACACAAGUGAUGGAUUUUUGUGUAGUUUCUAUGUUGUUUCCCCUUAUUAUUUUUUAUGUCACUGCAUUGUUUAACCUGUUUAUUGGGUCAUUUAACGUUUAAGGUUAUCCUAUAUUUGUCUUGCAACUCAUACACAUGUUAUUCAUUUCUCAUUGUUGUGGUUCAUCUUUCUCCCCCAUAUUUUCUUCAUCAGACAGCCAUCUGUCUGGGUUCAUUAUCCUGUGAAUUCUGUAAUUUGUGCCUCAGUGUUUGUCUCUCCACUUUAAUUUUUUUUCCUGUAACUCACACUAUUUACUGUGAAUUUGCUACUUGUAGUAGUUUUAACAUGCAUAACAUUAAUCUAUUUUGUCUUCAGUCCAGUAGGUAUAUGACAUAUUUUAGUGUUGUUAAGAUGCACAUUGUUUGCAGACACCAAAGGAAUUAAAAUUCUUCUUACACUGGCCUGUUAAGUUUUGAAUUGUUUAUUGCAGUAAUGGGGAUCUCUGAUAAAGUGAAGUGUAACAUUUUGAGAAAGAAAUUAGACACAGUAAUUUUAUUUACUGUAGCCUCUUGUCUUAUACAUUGAAAGGUGAGAUUGCUUAUCCAUCAAGCUAUGGAGUAGUGUUGUAAAAGAUGAUAUUGCAACACAUUUACUUUUCAGUGCUGAUAAAUAAACAGGGUAUGAGAAUCUUUGGCUAACUACUA
This is a messenger RNA of Lates calcarifer (barramundi perch), 2331 nucleotides long. It is a transcript of the gene aif1l, whose product is annotated as allograft inflammatory factor 1-like. The transcript has 6 exons. Gene Ontology annotation, molecular function: actin filament binding; calcium ion binding. The coding region runs from base 142 to 588 and encodes 148 amino acids. Gene Ontology annotation, cellular component: actin filament; ruffle membrane. Gene Ontology annotation, biological process: ruffle assembly; actin filament bundle assembly. The record is from RefSeq and is a predicted model, not a curated record. NCBI's taxonomy places the organism in Eukaryota, Metazoa, Chordata, Actinopteri, Centropomidae.